AUGUUAAUCAUUAUAUAUAUAUAUAUAAAUCUUUCUCAAAUAAACGAACUUAAUAUUCGUCAAAAUUUAAUUAAAAAUUGGUCUCAAUUAUGGAUUAUUUUAGAAAAAUAUUUUCCCAAAUUAGAAAUCUUAAAUGUUAAUAAUGAUUAUCUUUUAUUUAAAUAUAUUUUAAAAUAUUUUCCAAAUUUAAUUGAUAUUCAUUUAGAUUUAAAUCAUUUAACUUUUAUAUUAGAAAAUUUUAUUAAUAAAAUAAAAAAUGUAACUAAUUUAUCAUUAUCAGAUAAUCAAAGAUUAAUAGAAUGGGAUCCAUUUAUUAAUCGAUUAGGUUUACUUCCAUUUCUUCAAGAAUUAAUUAUUAAUAAUUGUGGUAUAGAACAAAUUAAAUU
Messenger RNA from Rotaria sordida, 386 nucleotides. NCBI's taxonomy places the organism in Eukaryota, Metazoa, Rotifera, Eurotatoria, Philodinida, Philodinidae. The record is from the annotation of a GenBank genome assembly.